GCACUGGGCGGCCGUCCUGGAAGUGGAUUGGGCCGCGGGGGUUACAACGUCAUCCGGGAGGCGUGGCCAGCACUAAUAAAGGCGGGCGCGGGCGCGGCAGCUGCAGUAAGUGCCACCGCAGCUAGAGUUCGGGUGGUCAGCUGUGGGCGGAGCUCGGCAGUUCCGUCCACUUCAGCCGCAGCGUCGCCCAGCCGGUGUCUCGCCGCAGCCUCCAGAGAGGAGACAGACCCUCACUCCCUCUGUCAGAAAAAUGUCUGCUCCAGCUCAGCCACCUGCUGAAGUGACAGAAGGGACUGCCCCUGGUGGGGGUCCCCCUGGCCCUCCUCCUAACACGACCAGUAACAGACGACUACAGCAAACCCAGGCACAAGUGGAGGAGGUGGUGGACAUCAUACGUGUGAAUGUGGACAAGGUCCUGGAGAGGGACCAGAAGCUGUCAGAGCUGGAUGACCGAGCUGAUGCCUUGCAGGCGGGAGCGUCACAAUUUGAGAGCAGUGCUGCCAAACUAAAGCGGAAGUAUUGGUGGAAAAACUGCAAGAUGAUGAUCAUGCUGGGAGCUAUCUGUGCCAUCAUCGUGGUAGUUAUUGUAAGAAGAGGCCGAGGCCACACUGGGCUGGGGCUGGACGCCCACUCUCCAUGCAGCAGCAUUUCACUGUGCAAACCCAUCCUUCCUUUCCCUUCACCCCUGUUGCCCGCAUCCCCUUCGUCCUGCCUCAGGGCAGGACUGAAGAGCUGGAAGAAAGCAGUCAGUGUACCCUCCCAACCGUCCCCCUCGAAGGCCUCCACUCUCCUCUGGGCUCCUUUUUGCCUAAUGCAGGGGGUCACCGCUGGAGAAGAACCACCACUGUCCUCGAUGUGUCCCAAGCCUGGAGCAAAUCCACUCUCUUGGCCCACCCAGCCCUAUCACGGGAAUUACUUCCUGGGUUUCUGUCCCUCUGAGGCUCACCAAAUAUAGUCGGCUUUGUCCUUUUGGGGGUGUUAGCCCUUCUAGUUUCUUUCUCACCCCACCCUGUGUCCUCUUCUGUGUCCUUGCUACCCUCCCUCUCCUCCCACUACCCUGUGCAUGAGCAAAUAUGCAACUAGCCCCGGGACUUUGCUGUCAAAUGAAGCUGAGCUUCCCACAUCCCCUCCUUCAGUUCGCCAUGAGAUGAUGUGGGGUUUCCACUGUGUGUCUCUCAUCACCUCUGUCUGUUUUUCCUAACCCCAAUCUCAUACUUGUAUUGAGUAAUAACGGUUGUACUUCCACCAAAGGCAUGUGGCAUAUUUACCAAUUUCAUGUAUUCCGAACAAAGGCAACAAAUACAAAUUCCUACC
Propithecus coquereli (Coquerel's sifaka) is the source of this 1314-nucleotide messenger RNA. RefSeq names its product vesicle-associated membrane protein 1 (synaptobrevin 1) (gene VAMP1). The transcript has 5 exons. Gene Ontology annotation, molecular function: SNAP receptor activity; syntaxin binding. NCBI's taxonomy places the organism in Eukaryota, Metazoa, Chordata, Mammalia, Primates, Indriidae. Gene Ontology annotation, cellular component: SNARE complex; plasma membrane. The record is from RefSeq and is a predicted model, not a curated record. Bases 251 to 955 code for a protein of 234 amino acids. Gene Ontology annotation, biological process: vesicle-mediated transport; vesicle fusion; SNARE complex assembly.